AUGGGCGUUUUCACCCUCGGCCACGGGGGCGCUUGGCUCCUCGUGCUGUGUAUCAUUCUGAUUGUGUUACCUUCGCCCGCGGCCGCCUUCGGUGCUGGGAAUAUUCCAUCGAUUGCUCAGGUUGAGGGACACAAUUGGCGCCAUGGAGACAUCGAGGAUAUGCUUGCGACAAUAGCAUUCAUAAAAGGAAAGAAGUGGACUUCAAUGCUGAUCAAGCGAACGUAUUUCGGAAACUGGCUGCGAGACUACUCUCAGGCUAUCGAUGUUGGAAGUUUGAAGGGUCCGGUCAACGCUGAGACCAUUCGCGUCCUCGUCUGGGUGCUGGGGUUCAUGAGUUUUGGAUACGCAACCGAGGAAUUCGAAGUCACGGCCGAUCGACUCGGUGUCUACCGAGCGGAAGAACAUAUCGACAACCCAUUAGGUUACUCCGAAGGCUUCGAUGCGACGAAGUUCGAUAAGCGACUCCGAGGUCCUGUGCGGCCCAUCGAGACUGAGAUAGACAUGCGCACUGGAAUGAAAAACUAUAUCGCCAACGAAGACGGGGAUUGGGCUACAAGCGCCGGGUAUCUUCGCUUCAGCAUUUCGAGAUCCGUCCACUACGGGCGUCUCUAUACCUGCGGGGGCUCUAAGUCUGGUAAGGAGGAGGACCUCUGCGAAGCACUGCGAUGCCUCGGACAGGCCCUCCACUGUCUCGAAGACUGGGGUGCCCACACCAACUAUUCCGAGCUUGUUCUGAUCGAUAUGGGCCACCACGAGGUCUUCCCUCAUUGCGGACGUGAUACUCAAAUCUCAAUCAGAGGAAAGAGAAUGUAUCCUCUCGUUACAGGGACUUUUGGAGGUGUUGACUUCCUCCACUCUGUCAUUGGCGCUGCAUCUGAUUCUUUCACCGAAUCCGAGGUUGACGAAGUGGACAUCGCUUUAAAAAACGCUGAGGCGGGAGGAGGAGUGCCGUCAUCGUCGCGAGCCUUUGGCGGCUCGUCUGGAGGAGAGGACUUUAUCUCGCUCAUCUCAAACCUGCCGAGUGUUGGCGGAGGAUUCGCGGCCCAGGCUAGGGACCUGAAGGCCUCGUCCGAUGCGCAAGAGCGCGAGAACGCCCUUUACGCUUCCUCUCAGCGCAGCCGUGAGAAUGUGAAUAUCGUCCCCGGCCUAAGCCCCAAUAUUGAUCCCGUCAAGAUCUCUCAAAAGAUUUACCCAAUCCUCGAGUUCCGCGACAAGAUUGUCAAGGCAAUUAACACCACAAUCUCCAAGAUCCCUGGUUUGGAGAAGCUCUUGGAUCACAUCUCGGAGACGCUUACAGCAUUUAUCCUGGGUCUCCUGGCCCCCUUCAUUCGCCCCAUCAUCCAGCAAGGGUCCAAGAUCCUCAAGGAGGGUUCCGAGAAUGUCAUCGGCGCCAGCGCCAAAGCCCAGCUGGAGCCAUGGAAUAACCCCCGCUGCAGCGACCCGACCCACUCGAUGCUCUCGAAGGAUCAUUUCACUAACAUCCUAAACUCUUGCGGUGGAAUGGUCGCUGUAACUAUUCUUCAAUACGCUGUACCUCGUAUUCUCUUUGCUUGGGAGAAUCCCAACGUCCCCGUGAAUGAAGUCAUCAAUGACAUCCUCCAAGCCUUCCACCACCCGGCCCUCCGUGACGAGCGCAUCGAGAUCCAACGCAACAUGUACAACACGGUGCGUAAAUGGUACAACGAGCACCCUAAGCGCCACGAGCUUCCCCACCUCCUCAGCUCCGAAUCUGUAAAGAACGGCAAGAACCACGUCCUCCACGGAGACAAAACCAAGUCCCGAAGCCGGGGCGGCGGCGCCCAUUCGUGCUACGGUGACUGCGGCCACGGUAAAGUCGCCGGCGGUUUAUGGGGCCAGGUCCGCACGAGAGAUUUCCGCGAGGAUGCCGAGCCCGAAGGCGGCGCGAUGUUGUCACCGGGCUUCCCUCCUUCGCGGCAGAGUUAUGGGUAUGCCGGCGAAGGCCAUUCGUCGCAGUACGCGGGCCAGAGCCAGAGCCCACGGCCGUCGCCUCGUCCUUCGUCGGGCUCGGGGUACCAGGCGCCUGCUCAGCAGACGUACUGGCAAGGCCGGCCUGGCUCAGGAUAUCAGCAGCAGCAGCAUGACCGGGAUCUGGGUACCAACAACACGACAGGCCCGGAUCCGGAUACCAGCAGCAUGAUCGGCCUGGGUCUGGGUAUGGCAGGCCUGGUUCCGGCUACCAGCAACCUGCUCCUCCCCCCCAACACCAUGGAUACUACCAGGGACAGCCGCCGCAGGGUUACCCGCAGCAGCCGUAUGGAGGAGGGGGAGGGUACCAGCAAGGGCCGCCACCUCCCGGUCCCAGCUACUAUCAGGGUCCUCCACCACCUCAGGGGCAGUAUCCCGGUCACGGACCACCCCCCCCUCACGGAUAUGGAGGUCCCGGAUACGGCCAACAACAGCCGCCUUACCCUCCACAGCCUCAUUACCAGGGAGGAGGUGGAGGGUACCCCGGUGCGGGCUAUCGGUAGAAAAAUCCGCUUUGUCCUUGAGUCUCAAAAUCCGCGACUGAUAUCCGAGAAAUGA
Scedosporium apiospermum is the source of this 2544-nucleotide messenger RNA. RefSeq lists its product as uncharacterized. The record is from RefSeq and is a predicted model, not a curated record. The transcript has 7 exons. Bases 1 to 2544 code for a protein of 847 amino acids. NCBI's taxonomy places the organism in Eukaryota, Fungi, Ascomycota, Sordariomycetes, Microascales, Microascaceae.